Molecule: messenger RNA, 3350 nt
Organism: [Torrubiella] hemipterigena
Lineage: Eukaryota; Fungi; Ascomycota; Sordariomycetes; Hypocreales; Clavicipitaceae
Source: the annotation of a GenBank genome assembly
GUGACGGAAUAGACAGCGGCGGCAGCAGCUUGCAUUAUUUUUUUUUUGGCCUUUGUCGACUCACUUGCUCCUAUGACUCCUGCUCCUACACCUCAAUUUGAUUUCCUCUCCAGUCAUCUUUACUGAACGACCUAGGAUAUCCUAUUUUUUCUGUCAUUCUUUUACUCUCCUUCAGCCGCGCAACCUAGCUCUAUUGUUCUCGUCUUUCACGCUGUCCGGCUACGACGUCAUCUGCGCUUGAACCACUUUCUUUCGAUUUUGUGUGUCCGACUCGGCUAUCCUACGAUUUUAUUAUUCGAUAUUCCAUUCAAUACGAAAUAAGCGGAAUUUGUAUUUCGUUUGACUACAAUUACAACCUAUACUCAGCCAGAGUUGCAUAUAAUUCAACAGGUCUCUCAUCGCUGAGAGACGAAACUUGUGUCGAUCGUUGCUUCUGACGUCUGGAGACACUUGAGCCUCGAUUUACCUCGACGCUACUAAUUCAGAAACCAGACGGCGUAGGCACAGGCAAAACCGCCAGCCUUGGCUUGUAGCAGACGAAGCUGCCAACAUCUUCUACCGUGAACCACGACGAAGAUCAGAAGACGAACCGUCCACUCUUCCUACACCUUUAAUAUCCUAUCGACGCACACGCCCUCACUCGAUCCAUAUCGUCACCUUUCCUGCCGGCUACGUGCCGCCCGAACAGCGUGAGCCUGAAUAUAGCCAUCUAGUUCGUCCUACUCGACGUGAGCAGCGUGAACAAGCCAGAUUAGCGCUCUCCAAGUCAACCAAGAAGAAUAAGAAACGCUCUGGAGUGAAUAUUCGACCAGUUCUCACAAAGUUGUUGGCAUCCUUCUCGGGACAGACGGCAACCGACGCCUCACCCGAGCCACUCACUAUCGACACCGUUCGUGAAGAGCAGGACGACGGUGCAAUUACCCAAACCGAAACCGGUCCAACCCAUGAGACCUCGGAUAUUCCUCAAACGCAAUUUUCAGCAGAAGAAGUUGUCGACGAAACUAUGGCUUCACAAGCGGCGUUCGUAGCUGCAUCAGCAGAGCAUGUCCUACAACCACAUUCUUAUUUAAACACGAGGCACAAGUCCUCCCCGACAACAAGCAUUAAAGAAAUUCAGAAACCCGUCGCCUCUGGUAGCGGCGUUAUCUGCUCGAUUGUCCUUGCCGAACCUACUGUAUUUUUAUAUGGAUUUGACCACGAACGUCCUGCGAGACAAGAGAGCAGACCGGGUAGUGCUUUACUGCGUGGCAAGCUGCAGCUAAAGAUUACCAAAAAUGUCAAAAUCAAGGCUGUACAACUAAAACUACAAGGCAAAGCAAGAACAGAAUGGCCCGAGGGUAUACCACCACUGAAGCAAGACCUUUUCGAGGAGGAGGGCCUGCGCACGCAAGUGCUGACGUUUUUCAACGCCAUGAAUGAAGGCUGGGAAUCCGAGUACGGCAACCAGUGCAACCAUCAGCUCAAAGAACGUAUUUCACCGAGUGCUAGUAGCAUCAACCUGAACCCUCGCGCUAGCGUAACAGGCAUCCCGUCACCCAUAUCAGCCAGAGGCGGACUCACUGCCAAGGACUUGAAACGCCUGUCACUACAAAGCAACCAGUCCCGAAGUUUCGGCAAAGGCGACACUGGUGUGGCAUCGGCCACGCAAGCCAAGGGAUACAAAGUCUUCUACCCCGGUACUUACGAGUACACCUUCGAACUACCCAUCGACCACCACCAACUGGAAACCACCAAACUGCCCUAUGGUUCAGUUAAGUGGGAGCUCCAUGCUACCAUUGAUCGCGCUGGCGCCUUCAAGCCCAAUCUUCACGGAAACAAGGAGGUGUGCAUUGCUCGAUUGCCUGACCCCAUGUCCCUCGAGAUGACAGAACCCAUUUCCAUCAACCGUACAUGGGACGAUCAGCUACAUUACGACAUUGCCAUCUCUGGCAAAAGCUUCCCGAUCGGUGCCAAGAUUCCCAUUGCAUUCAAGCUAACGCCUCUUGCCAAGGUGCAGCUUCACAAACUUAAGGUGUAUGUGACAGAAUCUACGGAAUACUGGACAAAUGACCACCGUGUAACGCGCAAAGACCCGGGACGUAAGAUUUUGCUUCUGGAAAAGGUCGCUGGCAAGCCGCUCGACUCGGCAUGGAACUCUUCCAGUUUACGGACCGUUCGCGGUGGUGAGCUCUCGGCGGAUCAAAGACGGGAUGCGAGAUACUCUGCGCAGCUGAGACGCUCUGCUGAAGCAUCUAAGCGAAACAGUGCAGCCGAUCCUCUUCCUCAGCCCUCAGAGAACUUGCUGGGUGAUAUCGACCUUGGUCUUGAAUCCAUGUGGGGAUCUACAGAGAUUGAAGCCAACGUACAAAUCCCGACGUGUGAGAUGAUGGCACGCAACAAGGAUCUCCGCCUCAGCCCUGACUGCAGCUGGAAGAACGUUAACGUCUAUCACUGGAUUAAGGUUGUGAUGCGCAUCAGCCGUCCUGAUCCUGAGGAUCCUUCUGGCAAGAAGCGCCGCCACUUUGAAAUCUCCAUCGACUCGCCCUUUACCAUCCUCAGCUGCCGCGCCUCGCGAGCUAACACGUACCUGCCCGCUUACUGCGGCUCGCCUAGCAUGUCAUCUACCAACCAGUAUGCUUGCGGAUGCCCAGAUGCAGACAGCAUCCCGGCCGACCCUGCUCCCAACAACUCUAGCGGAGAGACGCUUGUGGAUUCGGAUGAGGCUGGAGGAGAAGCGCAUAUUCAUGAGCAUACUGUGCGACCGAUGCACCUGAUUCGCGUUCCUAGCUACAACCCUCCAAGCUGGGAUGAAGAUACUUCACCACCGCCACCGAUGCUCGUGGACGAAACGCCACAAGACCCCAUGCCGACGCCUCCGCCUCUUUAUGAUCACAUUGUUGGCACACCGAGCGUCGACGGUCUGGCUGACUAUUUUACGCGACUAGCCAAUUAUCACGGCCAAGACGGCGACGACAGCUCCGAUUCCGACGAAACGCCACCGCGUCUAUUGGAGAGAUCUGGACGUGUAAACGUAGCGCACCCUCGCACACCUGGUGGUCGCAUGCCGAGCCGCAGCUUUGAGAUCAACCGGGGAACCUUUGAGCUCCAGAUGGGCGCCUUGCCCACGCGAGCCUAGUUGCCGCCUACAAGACGUCAUUCUUGGUAGCGGCUUUUUUUUUCUGUCUUGACAUUGGACUUUUUGAAGGCGAUGCAUGCACAGCACACUACGACGUAUUUCUUUCCCUAGAAGAGAAUUUGUACCAAUGAUACCACUAUGCAUAUGAAGUUGUUAGGUUUUGGAUAUAUGGACAACGGCAUUACUUAUUUAAUAGAAAUGAAAUUAUUUGAAUAACACCAACUGUUUCCCCGAA